AGGUAUUUUUUAUUUCUUUUGAAGGUAUCAUCGCCUAUAAUAUCCCCAGCUCUGUCUCCUCUCAUCCGUUUUACAUGUAUUCCAUUUGAAUUUUCUGUCUUUGAAAUAACUCUGCUAUAAAUUUGUCCGAUUAUCUUUUGUCAUCUAGAUCACAACCUCAAGUCAGGUAUUGACCAUCUUUUUCUUGACUUGUUCUUUACUGAAUUUGCAUAACUAGCGACAAUUAUAUAAUAUCUUGUUUCUAUUUGCGUUUCAGUUUUCUUAGCUUUUCUUGUAUUGUAUUAUCAUAUCCUCCGGCCUUAUUUUUUUAUUUUAAACCCACUUCUCAAGCACCCAUUUGGAGAAAGAUUCAAACUUUGAUCAUAAUUUAUUACCCCAUGUGUAUUACAUAAAUAAGGGGAUUUUCUUGGCUAAUUGUACCCUUGUCAAGAAACUUUGAUAUUAAUAAGAUGAAAGAACCUUUAUUUCAGAUGAAUUGAAUUUUUGAUUCUUGAUAUUGUAUGAAUAAGAUGUUGGGUACUGAAAGCAGGAGAGAUUUUGCAUUUGAUUUCCAAAGCCAAGUUUCGAUUUUGAGACCAAGUGUGCAUGCCAGAAGGGCUAAUAUAAUUGUUAAGUUUCAAGAUCUUUAUGGUUUUACAGUUGAAGGCAAUGUGGAUGAUGUGAAUAUAUUGAACGAAGUUAGAGAAAAAUUGAGACAACAAGGCAAGGUUUGGUGGGCACUUGAAGCUAGUAAAGGUUCAAAUUGGUAUUUGCAGACUCGUGUCUCUUCUACGAUUAAGUCAUCCCUCAACUUUUCGAAUUUAGUGAAUGCAAUUGCACUCAAGAGGCUGAUUAGAAAUGGGAUUCCUCUGGUUUUGAGGCCGAAGGUGUGGUUUUCAUUGUCUGGUGCAGCUAAGAAGAAAUCAACUGUGCCUCAGAGCUAUUACAAUGAUUUGAUUUUUGCGGUGGAAGGGAAGGUCACGCCUGCGACUAAGCAGAUUGAUCAUGACUUAUUUCGAACAUUUCCUGGUCACCCGUGGUUGGACACUAAAGAGCGCCAUGCAGCUCUUAGGCGUGUUCUUGUUGCAUAUUCUUUUCGUGAUUCUGAUGUUGGCUACUGUCAGGGUCUAAAUUAUGUCGGAGCAUUAUUGUUGCUUGUUAUGAAAACUGAAGAAGAUGCUUUCUGGAUGCUAGCUGUCCUCCUGGAGAAUGUAUUAGCAAAUGAUUGUUACACGACCAAUUUAUCAGGAUGCCAUGUUGAACAAAGGGUGUUUAAAGAUAUACUGGCUAAAAAAUGUCCAAGAAUAGCUGCUCAUCUGGAAGCUUUGAAGUUUGAUGUCUCCCUUGUUGCCACCGAAUGGUUUUUGUGCGUCUUUUCAAAGAGCUUACCUUCAGAGACAACGUUCCGCGUAUGGGAUCUCCUUUUUUAUGAGGGUGCAAAGGUUCUUUUCCAUGUAGCUCUGGCUAUUUUUAAGAUGAAAGAAGAGGAGCUGCUCGUAGCACAACAUGUUGGGGAUGUCAUUAAUAUAUUGCAGAUGACCACCCAUCAUCUCUUUGAUCCUGAUGAAUUACUGACGGUUGCAUUUGAUAAGAUUGGCUCAUUAACAAUUAACAACAUAUCAAAGCAACGGAAAAAGCAGGAACCGGCAGUUAUGGCAGAGCUUGAUCAGCGGCUGAGAAGGCUAAAUUCCAUGAUUGAAUAAUAGCACUGUAAAAAAACCCCUGUACUAAAUCAAACUGUGAUCAUUCUAGGGUGACAGUACAACUUUGUUAGAGCUUAUUUUACUCUAGUUAGAGCAUCUUCGAUGCCAGCUAGUUGUUUAACUCUCAUUCAAAAAAAAUAUUAACUAGUUAAAAUUUAUCUUAUCAAA
This is a messenger RNA of Daucus carota subsp. sativus, 1850 nucleotides long. RefSeq lists its product as uncharacterized. The record is from RefSeq and is a predicted model, not a curated record. NCBI's taxonomy places the organism in Eukaryota, Viridiplantae, Streptophyta, Magnoliopsida, Apiales, Apiaceae. The transcript has 7 exons. Bases 501 to 1682 code for a protein of 393 amino acids.